This is a messenger RNA of Nicotiana tabacum (common tobacco), 1236 nucleotides long. Lineage: Eukaryota; Viridiplantae; Streptophyta; Magnoliopsida; Solanales; Solanaceae. The record is from RefSeq and is a predicted model, not a curated record.
AUGGUUGAUAAGUUCAUAAUCGCCCAUACCGGAGCCAAAAAGGCCGAAGCAAGAGUAAAUGACAUAUUUGCUAUUAAGCAGUCCUUGGGAGAUGGAUUGAGGGACUUCCUCACCCGGUUCAACAGAGUAAGGAUGACUCUAUCGAACGUAUCCGAAGGGAUGGCAGUCGCAGCUUUCCAGAACGGGCUGAGUAGAGAUGGUUCAAUAGCAACUAGAAAACUAUUGAGCCGAUUGAUGAAGUAUUCUCUAACCACUUGGGACGAAAUCCACAAUGCUUAUUGUGCCGAGGUCCAAGCAGGCAUGGACGACCUCAACAGACCAACUCACCGGCUAACCUCGGUACAAGCCGAAUCCAGGAAAGAACGAAGAGACAGUACCAGAAGAGAUCACCUGAUUUCACGACCUAAUAGGGAACAACACCAAUCAUAUGUCAGGGCGGCCACCACACCCUCCCUCCACUAUGAAGAAGUGGGACUCAUCGGAACGAAAGAGACCCAAACACCAGAAAAUUCGACGCGUUCUAUGAUUUCCACCAGGAACGCAGGCACAAAACAGAAGAUUGCAUCGCCCUCAGAAGAGUUGUUAAGCAAUAAGGGGAGGACCAACUUCGCUAGAGGACGUGAACAUCAAGGCCCGCCAAAUUUGCCAUCACCAGCUCGUACUAUCAACAUGAUCAUCUGCGGCGGCGAGGACGCCUCUAUCAACGGCGUGAAGUUUACCACCCCUUAUAAGCUUAAGCGGUUUAUCACCCGUGAACGGUACGACGUACUCGAAGAAAGUAUCAUCUUCAAUGAAUCCAAUAUCGACGGUUUGACUUUUCCUCAUAAUGAUGCCCUCGUUAUUACUUUAUGCAUUUUAGAUAUUGAUGUCAAAUGUAUCAUGGUGAACGAUGGAAGCGGUGCAUGCAUUAUCCAUCCCCGAGUUCUUACCCAAAUGAGACUCGAGGAUAAGAUAGUGCCUCGCUGCAUCACGAUAACCAUUUUUAAUAAUGCAGUUGAGUGGACAUCCGGGGAAAUUACACUCCCCGUCCUGACUAGCAGCGAGACUCUGGAGACAACAUUCCAUAUCAUGGACCAGGACACUGCGUACAACGCCAUAGUAUGGCGACCAUGGAUACAUCCCAUGAGAGUCAUCCCCUCCAGCCUAUACCAAAUAAUCAAAUUCCCAACUCCAUGGGAAUAUUCAUCAUACGCGGGGAAUAACGUACAUCCCAGGAAUGCUACCGCAUUUCCUUGA